AGUGGGGAAGAACAGAGAGAUGUUGGAGUGGAAGUAAAGAAAUUAGAAAAAACCGCGUGGGGUCCAGAAAUACCACCCAACCAAGAACGAGCAGACUUCCACAAAUUCUCCACUUCUCCCUCUGUCUCUCUCUAAAUCUUUUUCCGCCCUCUUAUAAGCCCCCUCCAUUCCCCUGCAUUUCUUCUAUCUCUCUCUCAAACACAGAGCCCCCCCUGCUUUUACUUUCAUUUUUCUUCUUUCACCUUCGCUUCUCCACUCCAAAAGCUAUCAAAUUUAAGCUGGAAAAGCGAAGCCAACACAUUCCUAUUGUACCGUAAACAGCAGCUGAGCACCCGUUUUGGAUUUGCUUGUUGCAUCAUUGAAAUAGAGCUCGCUCUCUCUGUUUUAUCUCCAGGGCAGAGUUUGGGGAAUUUUGCGAUGGGGUCUGGGAUCUCGAAAUCGUAUCUGAUUCUGUCUUUUUGGUUCCGUAGGAUUAGCUAUUAAAUUCUGCUUCCAGAUUCUAAAAUGUCUCCCUUUUUUUAAAUCCUCUGACCAAAUUUGAAUCUGGGUGUAUUCAAGAUUAUCUUUGUCCUCCUCCUUUUUUUCCGCUUGAUAUAUACAUUUGAUUCGAAUCUUUCCAUCAGAGUUAUUUUUCUAAAUUGUCCCAUCUCGAAUUUAAUCUCCCUCAUAGAAUUUAUCAAAGGUUUUAUUUAUAUAGAGAGAGCGAGCCGGUGCUUAGUAUUAUCAAUGGCUGCAGCAAAACAUAGUGGCAAAUCCAAGAAGGGUGUUGUUGAUGAGACAGAAAAGAUGACAACAAGCCAAGAUUGGGAGAUUGACAAAGGCAAAGAUCUUGAUUUUGGGUUCGAGAGGCAGCAAUGGAAGCCAGUUUUUGAUGAAGCUUCCAUGUCACAAAGACCUCUCAAGAAGAUCCGUAGCCCUGAACGUCAAGACCCUGUUCAAUCCUCUGUUUCUUUGGCUCAUCAGUCGUCUUCGUUCUCUGCUCCCUCCUCUGUUUCUACUACUUCGCUUUCUUCUCUUACUCUUUUCCCACCAUCUUCUUCUUCUUCUUGUUCUUCUUCUAAUGCCACUUUGCCAUCUUCCAGACUUGUUUUUCCUUUUGCUUUUGAUGCAUCUCAGCAGCCAAUGCACUUUCCUCAGCAAUAUGGAAAUACUCCAACUCUCAUGCCAAUUUUCCGCCCACCACAGAAUCAGCAACACAUGAUCUCCUUUAGUCCUCAGCAGCAUCAACAUGGCUUUGUUUAUCCGCCAUUUUUCGCUGGAGAAUCAACCUUACCACCUCAGCAACAGCAGCAGCAGCAGCAACUUCUUCAAUACUGGAGUGAUGCAUUGAAUUUGAGUCCGAGGGGGAGGAUGAUGAUGAUGAGCAGAUUGGGGCAGGAUGGUAGACAAUUGUUUAGGCCGCCAGUGCAGCCUAUAAAUACUACCAAGCUUUAUCGAGGUGUGAGGCAGAGGCAUUGGGGCAAAUGGGUAGCUGAAAUUCGUCUUCCUCGAAACAGGACUCGCCUUUGGCUUGGCACAUUUGACACAGCUGAAGACGCUGCCUUAGCCUAUGAUCGCGAGGCAUUCAAGUUGAGAGGAGAGAAUGCGAGGCUCAAUUUCCCUGAGCUUUUCCUCAAUAAGGAUAAAGAUACGUCCACAGCACCAAGUUCAACAGUUUCCUCUCCACAAACUCCCCGUGAAAGUUCAAAGCCAAACCAGAAUCAGAACCUCCCGCAACAAGAACAGGAUGGCCUGAACUUGCAGUCUGCGAAAAUGGAAAUGAUGCCACCACCAGCACAGCCUCAGGGAGAUAAUCCUGACAGUGAUUCAGGGUUGGGGUCCAGUGAGGCUACUGCCAGUGAUGAGGUGCAGAUGACAGCAGAGGGUUCUGGAGCAGGGGAAGGGGUUUCGGGGUCCCAGGAAUUGGUUUGGGGAGAUAUGGCAGAGGCUUGGUUCAAUGCAAUUCCAGCAGGUUGGGGUCCUGGUAGUCCUGUGUGGGAUGAUUUAGACACCACAAACAAUCUUCUUAUCCCCUCAAACCUUCCUUUCGCCAAUCAAAACCAGCAGGACUUGACUGAUUCUGAUAUCCAGAAACAGCAAGAUAGUUGUGCUUCUUCUUCUUCCACUUCUUGUCCAAUGAAAUCCUUCUUUUGGAAAGAUCAAGAUUGAUAGGCCAUCCAGAAAAUCCAGCUUUUAGUGAUUUUUCACCAAACCAACCUGUGGUUCCUUCGUAGCUUUCUUCUCCUUUAGCUUCGGCUCCACUUUGUUUCCUUCACAUGAUUCAUAUUUUCAAAAUCUUUUUCCCUCGGAUUCUCUAUCCACUCCAUCACACCUGCAAAAAGGUUGCGUAUUUUUCAGGCCUUUUUUAGCAGAGACACUUCAUGUUUGCUCAUGCCUUUCAGCUUUGACUCUUGCACUAUGUUUUUAGCGCUAGUAGUAUCUAGUAUAGCAGUAGAUAGUGUCCUUUCGAUGUUAAUAAGCAAGCUUUUUAGUUGUUUUUCUUGUCUGUUGAUGUAAUGUUGCAGAUGUAGUAGCUAUAAGCCAAUUUGAGUGCAGGACCAGCAUAGAGGGAGACAGUUUGGUGAUCUCCUUCUCAAUUGGUCCAUCCAUCUCGAGCUUUAUUUUUCUGCUCCGAGCAUGGAAUCAACUUGUGAUUCUGUACAUUGUGGAGUUUGUUAACUUCCUUUUCUA
Messenger RNA from Theobroma umbraticum, 2670 nucleotides. Its product is annotated as ethylene-responsive transcription factor ERF053-like. The record is from RefSeq and is a predicted model, not a curated record. Gene Ontology annotation, biological process: regulation of DNA-templated transcription. Gene Ontology annotation, molecular function: DNA-binding transcription factor activity; DNA binding. NCBI's taxonomy places the organism in Eukaryota, Viridiplantae, Streptophyta, Magnoliopsida, Malvales, Malvaceae. Gene Ontology annotation, cellular component: nucleus.